GACCUGUUGGAAACACCUUCUAGAAACAUAAGAGUUUUCAGUCUCCUAACAAAUUCUGUUCUGUCCAAGAAGAGCCUGUCCAAAUGAGCAAGACAUCCCAACAGAACACCGCUACAGAUGCGAACGGCGUAAGCGUGAUUCACACCCAAGCACACACCAGUGGUUUGCAGCAGGUUCCCCAGCUGGUGCCCAUUAGUCCUGGUGGCGGAGGCAAAGCUGUGCCUCCAAGCAAACAGGGAAAGAAGAAUUCCUUUGUGGAUAGAAACAGUGAUGAGUAUCGUCAGCGCAGAGAGCGAAACAACAUGGCAGUGAAAAAGAGCCGGUUAAAAAGCAAGCAGAAAGCACAGGACACCCUGCAAAGGGUCAACCAGCUCAAAGAAGAAAAUGAACGUUUAGAGGCAAAAAUUAAGCUCCUGACCAAGGAGCUGAGCGUACUGAAAGACUUGUUCCUCGAGCACGCGCACAAUCUUGCAGACAAUGUGCAACCUGUUGGCACUGAAACCACCACAACAAAUCCAGAAAACAAUGGACAGUAG
Molecule: messenger RNA, 536 nt
Organism: Apaloderma vittatum (bar-tailed trogon)
Lineage: Eukaryota; Metazoa; Chordata; Aves; Trogoniformes; Trogonidae
Gene: CEBPG
Product: CCAAT/enhancer binding protein (C/EBP), gamma
Exons: 1
Coding region: 84-536 (150 amino acids)
Biological process (GO): DNA-templated transcription; regulation of transcription by RNA polymerase II
Molecular function (GO): RNA polymerase II cis-regulatory region sequence-specific DNA binding; DNA-binding transcription factor activity, RNA polymerase II-specific
Source: RefSeq, a predicted model, not a curated record